AUGCUCCCUCUGCAGGAGGGCAGCCGGGAAGAGGGCAUCUGCCCCAUCUGCCAGGAGUGCCUGAAGGAGGCAGUGCGCACUGACUGCAGACACCUCUUCUGUCGAGCGUGCCUGGCCCAGCACCUGGAGAAGGCCUCAGCCUCCGGGGUCCUCAGCUGCCCCCUCUGCCGGAAGCCCUGUUCCGAGGGGGUCCUGGGGGCCGGCUAUACCUGUGACAGCCACCAGAAGAAGGUGUGCUGGUUCUGUGAGGAGAGCAGACGUCUUCUGUGUGUGGAAUGCCGGGUGUCCCCUGAACACAAGUGUCACUGUGAACUGGCCAUUGAAAACGCCAUCAGCCACUACAAGGAACGACUCAACCGCAGGAUCAGGAAGCUCAGAAAGGACAUCUGCGAACUCCAGCAGCUCAGGGCUCAGGAGGAGGAGAGACUGCAGGCUAUGCAGUUUCAGGCAGACUGUAGGACCCACAGGCUGGAGGCUGAACUGGAGCGUCAACACCAAGCCGGGAGACAGCUGGAUGCCCUCCCUCAGCAGCGGCCAGGCCAGCUGGAGGACAUGCCAGCAGAGGUGUCCAGAACCCCUGGCAUCUCCAGGGCAAUGAUUCAACUCAGCAGCCUGGUCACUGAACUGGAGGGGAUGGCUAAGAAACUGGAUGCCAGCCUGCUGAAGGAUGCCAGUGACUUAUUGAACAGGAGUGCUCCAGAGCAGUUAGAGGCUAUUUAUCCCAACUUAGAGAAAAGAAUCAAUGAAUCACUUAACCAGCCAUCCUCAGCAGUUCUGACCAGUUCAUCCCUGGACCAGCUCAUCUCAGACUCACCUCAGCCUCCUGGCUCUCCUUCCCCCAACCUGUCCAACCUCCCACUAGGUCUGCCCAGUGCACCCUCAGGCCUGCCACCUCCUGAACAUGCCACAGCUGUGAUCAGAUGCCUGACCCUCUGA
Balaenoptera musculus (blue whale) is the source of this 936-nucleotide messenger RNA. RefSeq names its product tripartite motif containing 40 (gene TRIM40). Gene Ontology annotation, molecular function: zinc ion binding. The record is from RefSeq and is a predicted model, not a curated record. Bases 1 to 936 code for a protein of 311 amino acids. Lineage: Eukaryota; Metazoa; Chordata; Mammalia; Artiodactyla; Balaenopteridae. The transcript has 5 exons.